AUGGCGGAAAAUUCCGCGCAAGCCACUCCUCCGGCGCUUGUGGCGGAAGCUACAGUGGUGAAUUCUGUCUUCGCCGCGUGGGGGAGCGGGCCCGCGCCAGCUGCGGCAGCGGCUGUUGCGCCUGAAGCGCCUGUAGAGGCUGUAGCCCCUGUAGCCCCCGAAGAGCCUCCAGCCCCUGUAGCGCGGACGCCGCCACUGCGCACGCCGACGCCGGACGUCACCUACUCGCUGCCUCACGCCGUCGUGGCGACUCGUGCGCGCGCCGCGACGGUGCGCCUGCGAUGCGGGCGGCGAAUUGCGUAUCUGGAGAAAGGGAUGGGCGCAGCGCAGGCGACGCGGACGCUGCUGGUGCUGCAUGGCCUGGGAUCGUCGCGACUCGCCAACAUGCCAGGAGUGACGGACGAGCUUCUGUGCUCUUUCGGUGUCCGGCUGGUGGCCAUCGAUCGCCCAGGGUACGGCCAGUCCGACCCUGCGCCAGCCCUCUCGCUGCACUCCUUCUGUGCGGACCUUGAGGAGCUGGCGGAUCUGCUCUCGCUGGGGCACAAGUUCUACCUGUUGGGGUACUCAGCAGGAGGAGCGUACUGCUGGGCGGCAGCGCACUACAUUCCCCACCGCAUCCUGGGAAUUGCCAUGUGGGCGCCCUUCAGCUCAUUCUACUGGCAGGGAAUAUCAGAGCAGGAUAGGGAGGCCAUGUUCGCCGGCAUGACGCCCCACUCCCGCCGCUCCCUCCGUCUCGGCCGCUACGCCCCUCUCUGGCUCAUCCGCCUCUUCAUUCGCAACUUCAUCGUUCCCUUCUCUGGUCCCUUAUGGGUUCAGCGCCUGCAGCACAGCCUCUCACACGCCGACCGCCAGUACCUGCUGCACGCGCAGGGCGCACAGGCGCUGCUGAACGACAAUACCGAGUCGCUCCUUAUGGGAGCGCACGGCGAGGGCAUGGCCAAGGACGUUGAACUCUUCAGCCGCCCCUGGCCCUUCGAUGUCCAAGACAUCUGUGAUAUCGGAUGCUUUGAUAAUACCCAAGACAUCUGUGAUACUGGGUGCUUUGAUCAUACCCAAGACAUCGGCGAUAUCGCCAGUAUCCGAGACUCCACAUGUGAAUCAUCCAAGGCAACAUCCCCUUCUGCCACCGCAAAUCCACCCCCAUCGACCGCUCCUCUCCCGUCCUCGCCGUCCCCCGCCCCUCCGUUCUUGGUGCACAUAUGGCAUGGCACGAAGGACGUAUUAGUGCCUCUCUCGCUGCAGCGUUGGCUGCAGCAGCAGCUUCCGCAUGUGGUGAGGCUGUAUGAGCUUCCUGGCGAGGGACAUCUUUCCUGGUUCUGCCACCAGCCUCAGAACCACCACCAAGUGCUCUCCACUCUCUUCUCUUAG
Molecule: messenger RNA, 1368 nt
Organism: Closterium sp. Naga37s-1
Lineage: Eukaryota; Viridiplantae; Streptophyta; Zygnematophyceae; Desmidiales; Closteriaceae
Source: the annotation of a GenBank genome assembly